AUGGCAACUACUAGAAGCUCUACAAAGAACGCUCAAAAACCAGCAGCUAAGGAUGUCGCUGAACCUGUUCAAAAGAUCAAUGAUAAUAUUGAAGUUGAAUCCUCAGAAAGUGAAUCUGAUGAAGUUUCUGCCGAUGAAUUAAACUCUGACAUCGAAGGUUUGUCUGAAUCUGAUAAUGAGGAAGGUUCUAAGCAUAACAUUAAGAAAUUAAAGUCCAAGAAGAACCAAGAUGAUGGUGAAAGUAAAAAGGGCAAGAACGACCAAUAUUCCAGUAUCAUAUAUGUUAGUAGACUUCCUCAUGGUUUCCAUGAAAGAGAACUAAGUAAAUAUUUCUCUCAAUUUGGGGAUUUAAAGGAAGUUAGAUUAGCCAGAAAUAAAAAGAGUGGUAACUCUAGACAUUAUGGUUUCAUAGAGUUUGCUAACAAGGAUGACGCUAAAAUUGCACAAGAGGCUAUGAAUAACUAUUUACUUAUGGGUCAUCUUCUUCAAGUACGUUUGUUAGGUAAUGGUGCUAAAAUUGAAAAAUUAUUCAAGUAUAGAAAGAGAGCCUAUGCAGAGGCUGAUAUUAAGAAGAGUGCCAAGGAAUUACAAGAAGGAGCUGUGGCUAAACAACAGGCCAGAAUGGAAAAACUAGCCGAAGCUGGUAUUAAAUUCUCAUGGUAG
Maudiozyma barnettii is the source of this 663-nucleotide messenger RNA. RefSeq names its product rRNA-binding ribosome biosynthesis protein NOP15 (gene NOP15). Gene Ontology annotation, molecular function: RNA binding. Bases 1 to 663 code for a protein of 220 amino acids. The transcript has a single exon. The record is from RefSeq and is a predicted model, not a curated record. Gene Ontology annotation, biological process: maturation of LSU-rRNA from tricistronic rRNA transcript (SSU-rRNA, 5.8S rRNA, LSU-rRNA). Lineage: Eukaryota; Fungi; Ascomycota; Saccharomycetes; Saccharomycetales; Saccharomycetaceae. Gene Ontology annotation, cellular component: nucleolus.